Molecule: messenger RNA, 1245 nt
Organism: Alternaria burnsii
Lineage: Eukaryota; Fungi; Ascomycota; Dothideomycetes; Pleosporales; Pleosporaceae
Product: protein-er retention protein
Exons: 2
Coding region: 1-1245 (414 amino acids)
Cellular component (GO): cytoplasm; membrane
Source: RefSeq, a predicted model, not a curated record
AUGGACGGUGACCCUGCCGUCGAGCCAGAAAUCGAUGGCUUCAGUCGCGUACUUCCCCUACCCUAUCGCGUCGCGCUUAUCAUAGUCCUUGGCAUAUGGGCAUGGGGCCUUAACCUCCAGUAUCUCACCCUCAUAAAGAUAGACGUCCCAAGUCUAAUCCGCUACCCGGGCCGUACCUCACCCCGCCACAUACCACACCACCUCUCCUGCUACCGCAUCGCCACUCUUCUCUCCAUCCCGCUCGCGCUCUCGCUGCUCCUAUUCUGGACCCUUACACACGGCAGCCCCAAAGACAUUGCGGGAUGGGAAAUCCUGCCAAACCUAUACCUUCUAGUACUGGUAGUCGGUUUUGUAGUGCCGCUGCCAUUUGUUAGUCGCAAUGGGCGGUCUCGCACACUGGCGACCCUGAAGCGCAUCUCCAUUGGCGGCAUCGCAGAAGCGCAUGACGGCAAAUUUGGGGACAUAUUGCUCGCUGAUGCGUUGACGAGUUAUGCCAAAGUGCUAGGAGAUCUUUUCGUCUCGCUAUGCAUGUUCUUCUCGUCCUCGCACAGUUCAACGGGGCCUCCGAACAGGAGCUGCGGCGGGGCUUUCUGGGUUCCCUUCAUCAUCGCUAUACCCUCGAUGAUCCGUCUCCGGCAAUGUAUUACCGAGUACUAUCGUGUUCAGAAGGCGAACAAGCAAACUGGGCAGAUUAGUCCAGCGACGGGAUGGGGUGGCCAGCACCUGGCCAACGCACUGAAGUACUCGACCGCGUUUCCCGUCGUCAUACUGAGCGCUCUGCAACGCUCGCCCGAUCCUUCACGCUUUGGCGUUUCGGAAGCGACCCUGUUCCGUAUGUGGCUUGUUGCGGUGGUGGUAAACUCGGGCUACUCGUUCUACUGGGAUGUAGCCAAGGAUUGGGACCUCACCCUCUUCUCCAAUGCCCGUACUCGGGAUAGUCCCGAAUACCCAUGGGGUUUAAGACGGCAUCGCUGGUUCCAUGCCAAAGAGUUUUACUAUGCAGCCAUUGUGGUGGAUGCAAUGCUGAGGUGUACAUGGAGUUUGAAACUUAGCGUGCAUUUGGACCAUUUCAACGACUUAGAAGGGGGCAUCUUUACGAUGGAGGUUCUGGAGGUGUUGCGAAGAUGGAUAUGGAUCUUCUUCCGCGUGGAGACAGAAUGGGUGAGGCAUUAUAGGGGCCCGGCGCCUGACGAUAUCCUACUAGGUGAUGUUGGGGUUGGAAACAAAUACGAUGAUAGCGAUUAG